Caenorhabditis remanei is the source of this 1494-nucleotide messenger RNA. RefSeq lists its product as uncharacterized. Gene Ontology annotation, molecular function: hexose transmembrane transporter activity. The record is from RefSeq and is a predicted model, not a curated record. Gene Ontology annotation, biological process: monosaccharide transmembrane transport. Lineage: Eukaryota; Metazoa; Nematoda; Chromadorea; Rhabditida; Rhabditidae. Bases 1 to 1494 code for a protein of 497 amino acids. Gene Ontology annotation, cellular component: membrane. The transcript has 16 exons.
AUGCAAGUUCUAAUGUUUUCAUCAUUAUCCGAAGUGAUCACUGCAAUGAAUAAUCACACUCUUGUCUCACAUUUCGGUUUGGAACCUACCGGAACACGAUUGGCUUUGAUGAACUCAGUUAUGACAACAACAACCGAAAUAGGGAAUGCUCUUUCAAUUCUAUUACUUUUACCAGUUUCUGACUUGAAGGGACGAAAAUAUGCUUCAGUAUACUUACGUUUUGGUAUAACGUUUGCAGCUGCGUUGUGUCAUUUGUUAGCAGCUUGGUUCGAAGCAUCCGAACUAUAUAUACUAGGCCAGUUGAUACUGGGAUCUCAUUAUUCCUUACGCACUUUUGUAACUCUAAUCUUUGUAUUAGAGUGCGUUCCAGAUAUGUUCCGAGGUUUCGCGAGUACCAUAUUCAUGUUUUCAUUUGUAUUCGCUAAAAUGAUCAUGUUUUCUGCUGCAUCACCGAGUUUGCUAGGAACGAGUUCACUUUGGUUCACUUUUCCAAUCAUUGUGAUGAUAAGUUCUGUUGCUGUUCUGUGCAUGCUCACUCGGUUUCCUGAAUCUCCAAAAUGGCUCAUUCAGCAGAACAGAGUGAUAGAAGCGAGAGAUUCAGUUCGAUUUUAUCAUGGCGCUGAUUGUCAUUUAAAUGAAGUUGUGACUUCAAUGAUCAAAGAAAAAAACUUGACACAUGAAAAUAAGCUUUCAUUGCGUCAAGUAUGGGAAAAUGACACAUUGAGAGAGGCAUUCAAAAUCCUGUUAGCAGUAUUGUUUUUCCUUGAGUUCGACACUACGUAUAUACUUUCUAUUUACACAAUAACUUUCCAUAAUACAGCUGGAUUCAGUACACAAAUGGCAAUGAACAUCAACCUGAUUAUCACAGCUGUUUCACUUCCCAAAAAUUUCAUUGGAACAUACAUUCUGGAUGCUCUUGGAAGGAGACCAACUCUGUUCAUUGGUGGUCUGAUGCUAUAUUCAAAAUCUGUUUUACUUUUGGCAACUGAAAUCAUCAUUUACAUUUCCGGUGCAAGUUUUUUGACGGAAAGUUUAUAUGUUGUGGUAGAAUUACUGUCAUCAUUGGCUCCUGCAACUGGUAUGAAUUCCAUUCGAAUUUUGUUCGUAUCUGAGUUGUUUCCACCUUCUGCCCGAACAGCGGUUGGGCAAGCGAUGAUGUUCAUUUCUAUGGCAAUUAACACUCCUAUCACAACUUUCUUCCCAAUCGUCAACUCAAUAUUCCCUCCGAUCUUUUUUGUACCUUUUGUUAUAACACCACUGAUUCUGGGCACCUAUUUAUAUAGACAUAUGCCAGAAACUCGAGGGCGCGCAGUUUAUGACAUCAUUGAGUCUAUGGAUAGAGAUGUUGGCUCAAGGGCUGCAUCAAUUUACGAAGAAAAACUACCUCUUAUCAGAGAUCGAGCCAGAACUCUUGCAGUUAAACGGAAUAGCAUACUAAACACUUCUCGCACUCGGGCGUUGACUUUUGACCACAAGUUCAAUUCAAAGAACUGA